UUUCAUUUUAACACUGACAUGAACUUGGUUAUUUUGACAAUCGAUUAUCGAGCUAUGGAAAUAUCGAAGCUGGAGGGAACAAAUUUAAAAUCUGUCACUUGUUACUAUGGCAACAAUUGCUGUUAUUUUUAUUGCCCAACAAUUACUGAGUGUUUAAUAAUUGAAGCGCAAUAAUAAAUUGUAAUAAAAAUUAAAAAUGUCCAAUGCGACGUAUAAUGAAAUUUGGAAGGAUACUGAACUGUGUCUUGAAGAAAUAAUCCAGACUGAUUCAAAUUUACAAGGCGCUAAGCCGCAAAAAGACAGAAAAAAAAUUCAUAAAAAUAUAUCUGAGUUAUAUGUCAGGUAUAUCGUCUGCUGCAAUAAAUUAGAGCAGUGCUACGACCAAAUUAUCCAGCCGCAAAAGCGUAUUCUGCUGCGUAAACUUUUGGAUUCAACACUUGGCAGGAUAUUGGAGCUGAAACAUGAGCUAGUGGAAGUUGAUCUCUCGGAGUAUAAUUACUACGACGACGUACUGCUCAAGUAUGGAAUUUUACCGCAGGAAGCGGAGCUGAGGAUACCGAUUUACUUUAGACGAGAAAGAGAAGACGAAAUAGCUGAGCGUCGGAAAUUUAUCAGUGAGGUUCUGAGAAACGCGGGUGUGCUGGACGAGGUGGUUCAGCCGAGGAAGAUGACGGAGCCUGAAGCUGUAAGAUUGAUACAGACCCACGAGAGAGCGCGGCAAGGACGAAUUCGGUUUCAAUUUAUGAAAGAGAUCAGGGAAAUGAAGGAAAGGUCGACGAUUAAGUCUGACGUAGCACAGGUUGAUGUGCUAAGAGAAAUAAUGGCUACGAUGAGAAUCCAGAAGGUCUGGCGCGGUUACAUAACUCGCCGGCGGAUGAGAAAGAGAAGAAUUGCGGAGAUGCUGUUAAUUGGAAUGGUACAGCCUGGUCAAGUUAUUACAGACAACUACAGGAAUGCGGAGAAAAUAAAGUUGCAUAGGUACGCAAAGCAGAUUGAGUACCAGCGGAUCUUUGAGAAUAAAUUGGUUGAGAUAAAGGAGUACGUCAAGUCGGAAAAAAGUGCUAUUAUGGAGGAAAAUAUGAGGAACGAUAUCAGACAGUGGAUUAAUGAGUAUUUUCAGCAGACUGGUAAGAUACCUGAGUUGCCGUCUGCUGAAAGCGGUGGGUCGAGGAUUAUUUUAAGCCGACAGGGCACUGAGAGCUCACUGAGUAAAUCAAAAGAAUCGUCGUCGUCAAAAGAAUCAAAAAAAUCUAAGAAAUCAAAAUCUAAAAAGGAAAGCGAUACUGAAAAAUCAGAAGACGAAUCAGAUCCGGGAAUAAAAAUAGUCCCGUCGAAUUUUCUGCCCGAAUUAAUUCAAGCGCAUACUGAGUACCAGGACGUUUGGAGGGACAAAGACGAGUCGAAAAACCCCUGGCAGCUGCCUUAUGACGAUAUGAUACUGGCUGAAAAGACACGGGAGAUCGAGGAUGAGGUAAGAGUUGGGGUUGAUCAAGCACUCAGAGAUGAUAUUGAGGCGCUGCAAGCAGCUCUGGACCGAGACAAAGGACACAAAGGCAAACGGGCUAAAAAACCACAAAAGCGAAUGCGCCGUAGCGGAAAACGUAAUAAACGCAAGAAAGAAAAAGACUUGACGCCUGAUCGUACCACCGAGUCGCUCUUUGAGGAACUAUUGACCCAAGGCAUUAUCAAACUGGUGCCAGAGGUUUACUUAAAUAGCUUCAGAGGUGAAAAAUCUUACGCCAACUUUGAUCUUUGGGAAAAAGGAAAAGAUCCCCUUCCUACAAUAGGUGACAUAAGACAAGUAGUAGCCGAGUACUGCGUCUUGCCUCUAGGAAAUGAAUAUGUGAAGCUCAUGUCACCUCUAGUACGAUCAGUAUUGAUAGCCGGACCACAUGGCAGCGGUAAAAAAAUGCUCGUACACGCGAUAUGCACCGAACUAGGUGCAACUCUAUUCGACAUCACUCCAGCCAACAUCGCUGGCAAGUAUCCAGGAAAAUCUGGGCUCAUAAUGCUUCUUCAUUUGAUAUCAAAGGUGUCCCGAUUGCUUCAGCCAUCCGUGAUUUUUAUGGACGGCGCGGAAAAACCUUUUGUCAAAAAAGUUCCCAAGACCGACAAAACGGAUCCGAAACGCCUGAAAAAAGAUUUGCCUAAGCUCGUUAAAAGUUUCACUAACGAAGAUCGCGUAAUUAUUGUUGGCACAUCAAACUCUCCUUGGGAUGGUGAUCAAAAAUUGUUGUACCAAACUUAUGAUAAAGUUAUUUAUAUACCCCGGCCAGAUUAUGGAUCGAUGUCAAUGCUGUGGAAGGAUUUGCUCUACAAAUACUCCGGGAUUAGCCGUCAAUUUGAUACAUCAGCGAUGGCGAAGAUUUGCGAUGGGUUCACUGUCGGUACUGUCAUUGCGGCAAUAAACGAAGUGAUGACAACAAAACGAAUGGUUCAAUUACGAGUCCAGCCGUUAACGCACGUCGAACUGGUAAACGCUUUAAGUACACGUGACCCCGUCUAUAAAGAAGAAGAAGAAGCUUUUCUAACUUGGUAUUAUAAAACACCGACGUGUCGCAAAAAGCAGCGCGCCGUUGAGCUGGAGCUCCAGAAGCUAGAGGAAGCUAAUGAAAAGCAAAAGAAAAAAGGAAAAAAAUAAUAACAUAAUUUAUGGACUUAAUUCAGAAUUAUAAAAUAAUUUUUUAUACUAUCUGUCGUAAAAAUGU
Microplitis demolitor is the source of this 2708-nucleotide messenger RNA. RefSeq names its product dynein regulatory complex protein 11. Lineage: Eukaryota; Metazoa; Arthropoda; Insecta; Hymenoptera; Braconidae. The coding region runs from base 197 to 2641 and encodes 814 amino acids. Gene Ontology annotation, molecular function: ATP hydrolysis activity; ATP binding; protein binding. The transcript has 9 exons. The record is from RefSeq and is a predicted model, not a curated record.